Messenger RNA from Arabidopsis lyrata subsp. lyrata, 1964 nucleotides. RefSeq names its product imidazoleglycerol-phosphate dehydratase 2, chloroplastic. Bases 734 to 1267 code for a protein of 177 amino acids. Gene Ontology annotation, molecular function: imidazoleglycerol-phosphate dehydratase activity; transcription corepressor activity. NCBI's taxonomy places the organism in Eukaryota, Viridiplantae, Streptophyta, Magnoliopsida, Brassicales, Brassicaceae. The transcript has 10 exons. The record is from RefSeq and is a predicted model, not a curated record. Gene Ontology annotation, biological process: L-histidine biosynthetic process; negative regulation of DNA-templated transcription.
UUCCCUUUCUUCUUCGGCGACUCAACCUCCUCUCUGCGAUUACGAACCCACAGAAACCUCCGUUCAUCUUCUUCGAUUACAGUCUUCCCUUCGUUUCUUCUCCAUCAUUUCAUCAUCUCCAUCAUCUUCGACAUCCUCUUCACCAUCGUGGACAUCAUCUCGCCGCUCGGCUUUCUCUGGGAGUGAAACCCUAAUUCGCGAAUCGUAAACCUCUUUGAAGGUGUCAAGAAGUACGUCGGUGUCAAACAUGAGUUGGAAGCUAGAUUUUCGUGGUCUCUAGUUCAUAGGGAAUGUACAGAUUCAGAUUUCAUUCUUAGGUGGACACCCUCAUAUUGUGGAAAGCAAUUCCAAGCUGGCCAUAGCUCUCUGACAGUCAUGGAUGAAUGCUUUCUCCCCAUUAUUGACAGGAGGAGUGGGGGUAAAUAUUGUACGAAAUGUCCUUUACAAUUAUUUCAUGGUAACCGCUUAGCUGAGAUGCAGUUCAUUGGAACUCGGCAUGUCUACAGACACCAAGGGAUGUGCCGCCGGCUUUUCAGCGUUGUUGAAUCAACUCUUCAAAAUCUCAAAGUUGAAUUACUUGUUAUCCCUGCAACUGCUGACUUAAGCCAUGUUUGGAUAUCCAAAUUCGGGUUUAAAUAUGUCGAGGAUUCUCUGAAGAAAGAAUUGCGGUCCAUGAAUCUACUAGCCUUUCCUGGUAUUGAUGUGUUACAGAAAGAACUGCUAGCACCAAGACAUGCCAAGUCUGCUGCUGACACAGCAACUUGCUUCACAUGGAUUGUUCCAUGUACAUGUAAGAGCUACUGGUGGCCUUCACAUUGAUGAUCAUCAUACUAAUGAAGAUGUUGCUCUUGCUAUUGGUACAGCUUUGUUAAAGGCACUUGGUGAGCGGAAAGGGAUUAACCGUUUUGGCAAUUUUACAGCUCCUCUUGAUGAAGCACUCAUACGUGUGUCCCUGAUCUAUCUGGUAGACCAUAUCUUGGCUACAAACUUAGAGAUUCCAACCCAGAGAGUAGGAACAUACGACACACAGUUGGUGGAGCAUUUCUUCCAGUCUUUGGUGAAUACUUCUGGUAUGACACUUCACACCCGACAGCUUGCCGGUAAAAACUCUCAUCACAUAAUAGAAGCGACCUUUAAGGCCUUUGCAAGGGCUCUCCGACAAGCAACAGAGUCUGAUCCACGUCGCGGUGGAACAAUACCAAGAAAAUCUUUGGAAAGAAGCAAGAUCUGGCUGGGAAGAAUCUAUAUAAUGAGAAAACAAGUCUAACGUUGUUAAGUUUACGGCAUAUUUGCAGUUCAAAAGGAGUCUUGUCACGGUCGUAAGAGGCAGUGAAAAAAUGUUUCAGUCUAUUGUUCGGAGUUAUGUACAAUGUACAUUACAAUGUCAAACCUGCUGGAUCUUUGUUCAUUUAAUUUGCAAAAGUAGAUGUAUUUAAGAUCAGUCUUGUGAAAAAUGGUUCAUCUUUAUAUUAUACCGCUCUAAACUGCUUUAUCCUAUCUUAGCAUUUGAUCUUUUUUCUUUCACCCAUUGUACAGUACGUAGUAUGACAUCUAAUGCCCUUUCAGUGGUGUUUCAGCGUUUUUUUGUUGCCUUUGCUUAAUGCUCACUUCUAAUCAGUGUUUUAAUUUCGUAACACAUUACAUGCGAGUUCUUUGCUGAUGUUUAGGUGCAGAGUAAGGAUUUUGCUAGCUAAUUGGUUAUAAUUGAUCACCAAUAAGUUGUUUGUCUCCCAGAUUAUUGUUCUUGCUAGACGUUUAUCAAGCUAAUUGGUUAUUGUUGGUCACAAGGAUCUUAUUGCUCUCUCUGGUUCUAGAAUCUAGACUUUGUUCAUCUGUGUUGUUGUAUUAGUGGUAGUCACCAAUAGCUCUUUCCUCAUUACGAGUGCUCCUGCUCGUGAUUCAUGGAGCUUUCUCUGUAAUUUUCGCAUGUUACAACUGAUAAAUUUGAUACUCUUGUUUUCUUC